Phragmites australis (common reed) is the source of this 1117-nucleotide messenger RNA. Its product is annotated as NDR1/HIN1-like protein 1. The record is from RefSeq and is a predicted model, not a curated record. The coding region runs from base 135 to 761 and encodes 208 amino acids. Gene Ontology annotation, biological process: defense response to other organism. NCBI's taxonomy places the organism in Eukaryota, Viridiplantae, Streptophyta, Magnoliopsida, Poales, Poaceae. The transcript has a single exon.
ACACCCACUUGGCUCAACAUCCCCUCCCUUCUUAACACCUCACCUCGCUCUCUUUUCCCCUUCGUCUCAAACUCCUCCCACCACAAGGAAGAAGAGCUGACGCGACGCUCUCUAGCUAGGCUCUAGCGUCAGCCAUGAGCAAGGACUGCGGCAACCACGGCGACGACGACCUCCGCCGGUCGUGCCGCCGCCUCGCCGCCUUGCUCCUCGGCCUCGCCCUCAUCGUCGCCAUCAUCGCGCUCAUCGUCUACCUCGUCCUCCGCCCGACGCACCCGCGCUUCUUCCUCCAGGACGCCUCCAUCCGCCAGCUCGACCUCUCCAACUCCUCCAACGUCCUCUCCACCUCGCUCCAGGUCACCAUCGCCUCCCGCAACACCAACGACCGCGUCGGCGUCUACUACGACCGCCUCGACGUCUACGCCUCCUACAAGUACCAGCAGAUCACCGUCGCCGCCUCGCUCCCGCCGGUCUACCAGGGCCACGGCGACGUCGACGUCUGGUCCCCCGUCCUCGCGGGCCCCGACGUGCCCUUCGCGCCCUACCUCGCCGACGCGCUCUCCCAGGACUGCCAGGCGGGCUACCUCAUCCUCCAGGUCAAGAUCGACGGCCGCGUCCGCUGGAAGGUCGGCAGCUGGAUCUCAGGCCACUACCACCUCUUCGUCACCUGCCCUGCCUUCCUCGUCACCAACGGCGGCAACGGCGCGCCGGGGGCCGGCGGGUUCAGGUUCCAGACAACCACGUACUGUCACGUCGAGGUCUAGGCCGCCGGCUCCGGCGCCGGCGAGGUACUUCUCUUCUCCUACUGGGAUGCCCUGCCUGCGCGUGUCCAUAGCGAAAAACAGAGGCAGGCAGAGAUCUUGAUGCUCAGCUCAGUUCAGGUGGUAAUAAUCAAAUCAAUCAAUAGUGAGUGAUUAUGCUGCAGUUAUGUGGGUUAUAAAUAUAAAUGUAAAAGGAGGGUAAUUUUCCUUUUCCUUAAUUACCUUAGGAUCAAUACUACCAUGGUAAUAUUAAUAUGUGCGGCCUUCAUUACCUGGUUGUUACUUGCUGUUAAAGCAAUCUUAAUUGUUAAUAAACCUUUUUGGGGCACAAUUAUUUACAGGGGCAGAUGUUCUCUUUU